UUUCGUCUCAAACUUAUUUAUUACAGUAUUAAAUUAUUACACGACGAAAAGGAGACACUUUUCAUACAUUUCUUCAGUAAGUCCCAUGGAGGAGAACGAUGAGCUUUUCAGGUCCUCCAAAAAUACCCCUAAUGCCUCACAGAAUGAAGGACUCUCACCCAGCAAAUCCACUCAAACCUGGACCUUCAAGGCGUUACUGCAGGAGCAGAGAGACGAUGGAGAUGAGCAGGAAACCUCAGAAGUGUGGCUGGAGUGGAGGAACUUGGAGAGUUGUGGCCUCACUCUCUCCCACCUCCUCUCUCACUGCUCCACUGCUGCUGUAUCUCACAGAGUGGAUUUGUUGGAUGCACAGCUAGAGAUAGACUCCGAGUCCCUCGCUGAAUUUGAGAUGCAGCUUUACCAAGUGAUUGAGAUGUAUCACAGCAGAGUACAGUGGCUGACUCGAGGCAGCAGAAAGAUCUUUGGGAUGGUGACAGGAUCCAGACUUGGAGUUCUCAUUGACUCUUCUGACAUGAGCUGCUCUGAAGAGAGGCUCUCAAAUCUCCAGCGCCACCUCCUGCUUCUUGUAGAAGAGCAGUUAUGCCUGAAGAAGCAGCUACACUUCCUGUCCAUCGGCACAGAAGUUAGCAGUCUGUGGGAGAGGCCAAGAGACGUGAACCCAAAAAGGCUGCAGGAGGUUCAGGAGUGGAUCCUACGCUUGAGGCCGAGCGGAGAGUGCAACCUGCUGCAGGCUUUAGAGGUAAUCCGGAGCCACGCCCAUCUUGACAGCCUGCUCAUCAUCCUGAGCUCCUACCCUGAUCAGGAUGUGGAUAUUUUACUCUCCUCUGUGUCUGAGGUGGUCCAGGAGAUGUCGCUUUCUGUUCACGUGGUGUCCUUCGACUCCUGCAGUCCAGAAGCCGUUGCAGCUGUAAAGAACAUCAGUAAAGUCACAGGAGGGAGAUUUCACCUGUUCUCUGCUGCACUGGGUGUAGUCGACAGCAGUAGUGACUUGGAGCCUCUGUGGGCUGAAAUUAAGGCCGCACGAGCUGUCCUUCACCACGCUCAGGACGUGCGGCGGUGUGGACGCCUUAACGACACGGCAGUGUCUCUGGUUUCAGAGAUCUCGACAGAUUUGGACUUGCUGUCUCUGUCUGAUCUGAACUCUGGCGCUCUGUGUGUCCAGCCUGCAGAUUCUCUCCCGUCCACCUCUGCUGAGUGGCUGAAAACACACGGCCUGAAAGCCAAGAAACUGAACCUGUACCAUGUGCUGGCACCUAACGUCUACUCUCCCCUGGAAGGCUUCGUCCCCAUACUGGGGAAGAACGUCCAGUCAAGAGUGCACAAGAAAGCAGUGGUGCAGUUCGAGUGGCACGAUGGCACGUUGAAGAACUUGCAUGUGGAUCUGCCCCUGCUGCAGAAUUAUCAGAGGUGGCUCCUGGAGGCUGAGGGUGUGUUGGAGGACAGGGUCAUGUGGUUAAAUGAUAGCAGCAGCAGGCAGAUCUGGGGAACAGUGUGUGAACAGAGCGUGCACGUUCUGCUGGACAUGUCCGACAUGAGUGCUCACCACCAGCUGCACAUCCAGCAUGCCAUCCGAGUCCUGCUGCAGGAGCAACUGCCCAAUACGCACCGCUUCAACAUCGUAGCGUUUGGGUCAGGUGUGAAAGUGUGGAGAGAGCAAACGGUUUCAUCUAACCACCAAAACCUUCAGGAUGCCUGGCAGUGGGUUCAGGAACUGGAGUGUGCAGGGCAUCGUAACACACUGACUGCUCUCAGACACGUUGUGGAGACAGAACCACACCCCGACUCCUCUCUCACUCACGGAGUGUAUCUGCUCACCACCGGCGCUCCGGAUCAGGACAGCUCAUCUAUCUCUUCAUACGUGUCAGAGUUCUGUGCUGCUCUGCGGAUUCACGUGUGCCUGUUCACCAGAGAGGACGCGCCGCUCCGAUGUUCGUCCUGCUACAUAUCCCGUGCCGAAGUCGCUCUGUUUCUGCGCAACCUAGCACACAACGCUAACGGGCGCUUCCACUGGAUCACAGACACAGGUACAGUGGAGAGCGAUGACCUCACUGCCCUAAUCAGAGAAAUGGAGAAGGCUGCUGAUUACUGGCAGAAGUGCUGUGAGCUGGUGGACUCUCUGCUUCAGCGGAGCUCCAGCGCCGGUCCAGAGGAGGCUCAUGAUCAAGAGUGUCGUAGCCCAGCUCGAUGCGCUAAGGCUUGGACGCAGAAACACACACUUCCUCCUCCCAGAGAGACCCGACUGAGCUCAGCCAGGCUGAGGAGCCCGGAGGGGAAACGUUCACCAGCAUGGAGGCCAAACAGUGCCAAAGCAGUCAUUCCUCCUGCACGUCCAUUAGAUGGUUGGGAACUGGUCCGGCUUGCAAACUCUGCUAAAGUGAAGAAGAAGCAAAGAAUCCCGCGCUCUGCUCUCGACUCGGAGGAAGACAGCCCAGUAACUGUAGGUUCAGCUUUAAAACAUCUGAAAGCCAACAGUGUUCAGAAGUGGAUUAAAAUCCCAAAAUAUGAGGAAAUCUCCUCUUCCAAACAGUGGCUGAAACGGUUUGGUGUCAGGACCCUGAAACUGGACCUCCACAAGCUGCUGUCGGUUCCUGCCUGCACCCACCGUAAGAAACUCGUCCCAUCCGUUAGCAGGAGUGUGUCUGCAAAAUACUGCGCCAUCUUUCCCAGCGUGCACCUAAACGGACGAGUGCGGCAUCUGUUCCUGAGUUCGGGCGAGUUGAAGCAGUACCUGAUCCAGACUGAAAGGGUUCUGCAGCGUUACGCUCAGAGGAUGCAGUGGUUACUCUCAGGCAGCAGACGUGUGUUUGGCUGCGUGUUGGAGAAGGAUGUGUGUGUCAUCCAGGAUGUGUCGGGCUCCAUGUCGCCCUGCCACGCCCAGCUGCAGAGAGAGCUGACCUCACUGAUCUGGGAUCAGCUGCACACCAACAGAGUGAGAUUUAGCAUGGUGGCGUUCUCUGAGGAGGUGCGGGUGUGGCAGGAGGAGCUGGUGGAGGCCUCAGAGGAAAGGUGCAGGGACGCAGUAACCUGGCUGGGUCAGCUUAACACACACGGAGGAACCUCCAUUCUCCAUGCAUUGCAGGCAGCGUGUGUGUUUGGCGACUCAGUUGGUGUGUAUGUGAUCAGCGAUGGUCGGUGGGACUGUAGCUGCAGUCUGGUGCUGAAGGAGACUGAGAGACUGACGUCAGGAAAACACAUCACCAUCCACACGGUCACGCUGAGCAGCCCGGACAGCACAGCUGUGGUUCUGAAGAGCCUGGCCCAUAAAACUGGAGGCCGGUUCCACCAGGUACCUACAGCUGCAGAUAUGGCUGCGGCUCGCGGGAUCCUGAGCAGCGGGUUCGGUGCUGGAGCGGACUCGGUUCUCCCAGAGUUUUAUGGCGAUGAUCUGAAGAGGCUGAGGAACGAGAUAGAACAGCUGAGAAUGUUCCAGAAACAAGCCAAAGAUUUCAGGGAAAUGUUACUGAUGAAGAAUCCAGAAAGCAGCAGCCUGAAGUAAACGAAUCAAGAUCCACUGAAUCUUUUAUUUUUUGAACUGAUUUAAAAUCAUGAUCCUCUGUUAAUUAAUAAAGCUGUCUGUUUCCCGGAUACUUGUGUGUAUUAAAAAUAAAAAUACAGUGAGUCUCCUCUGUUAGUCUAUGAUAGUAAAAAUACACUUUCAGCUUUCAGCUAUGUAGAUGUCUGAUAUCUCCCCAGAUAGCACACCUACAGUCGGCCCAACGUUGGCCCACCCUCGGCUGCACUGACGGGCUAUCAGAGGUAUGACCAGCGGGCCUUCGUCAGGCCGACAUCGGCAAGCUGAUAAAGGGGGAAAAAAACAAGAUCUUGUUACUAUCACAUGUCCUGCCACCUGCAAGCUGCUGGUGGUCCGAUAACGGACCACCAGAUGUGUUUGCCGCUCACUGUCGCUAUAGCUGGCCGCUGGAUUCUGAAAAUAUUCUGCAGAUUCUGAAAAUAAAAAGUUACAAUACUACCCUGCUGUUGUUAUAAUUUAAUAAUCUUUAAAAUAAAAAAUAUGAGAACAGUUAAAGUGAAUAUCUGCAUCCUUUUUUUUUUUGUCUUGCCGACAUCGGCCUGACGAAGGCCUGCUGGUCGUACCUCUGAUGGACCGUCGACGGUGGACCAACGUUGGUGUGCUAUCUGGGUCUGUCCACAUCAACAUGGCAAUGAUCAGGUUUACGGUUGCAGUCUCAGGUGAGGCGGCAGGUGAUUGACAGGUGAGGAUGUGAACCUGAGCCCGUGCACUGAGGCAUGAUGCAGCUGAUGGAGAAACGGUGGUGUGCAGGACAAGGGACA
This is a messenger RNA of Neoarius graeffei (lesser salmon catfish), 4293 nucleotides long. Its product is annotated as putative short-chain dehydrogenase/reductase family 42E member 2. Gene Ontology annotation, biological process: steroid biosynthetic process. The transcript is spliced from 34 exons. The coding region runs from base 86 to 3496 and encodes 1136 amino acids. The record is from RefSeq and is a predicted model, not a curated record. Gene Ontology annotation, molecular function: 3-beta-hydroxy-Delta5-steroid dehydrogenase (NAD+) activity. Lineage: Eukaryota; Metazoa; Chordata; Actinopteri; Siluriformes; Ariidae.